Messenger RNA from Knipowitschia caucasica, 4335 nucleotides. The record is from the annotation of a GenBank genome assembly. Lineage: Eukaryota; Metazoa; Chordata; Actinopteri; Gobiiformes; Gobiidae.
AUGGGGUUUCUCUCUGGCCUUACCAUAAAUAAUGUUCUCACGGCAUGGCGUCUUUAUUUCACGGCGCCAAAGAUUCCCACAAAGCUAGAGACGACCUUCAAUUUCUUGGAGAUCAGGGCUUUGAAUUCCCAUCCGGACCAUCAGGUUGUCAUUGACACAGACAAAUCCAGCUUCUCCCUGAAGUUCGAGAGCAGAGAGCAUCUCAACCAUGUGGUCAGUCACAUCAACUACGCCCUGUCGCGGAUAUUCAACAAUUCCAUCUUUGCGCCCUCAAUCUGCCACUCCGACAGUGACCUUUCAGAGGGCUCCAGAAAGUACUCUCCUAGCUCCGAGACCUCGGUGGAGACCCAGAGGGCAUGCGGAGGCUUCUCCGAGACCUACGCCGCUCUGUGUGACUAUAAUGGCAUCAGCUGCAAGGAGGAAGUGCAGUGGGAUGUGGACACCAUCUAUCACUCUCAGGACAACCGCGAGUUUAACCUGCAGGACUUCAGCCACCUGGAGAGCAGGGAUUUGGCGGUGAUAGUAGCAUCAAUGGCCUACAACACAUGGUUCACCAAGUUGCACUGCAAAGACCUGCGCAUUGGCUCAGAGGUGGCAGAGCAGGUUCUCCACACUAUAAGCAAAUCAUCCAGUUUAGAGGAGUUAACUCUGGAGAAUGCAGGACUCAAAUCAGAUUUCCCACAAAAGAUGUCCACAGCUCUAUCUGAAAACCCCGGUUCAGUCAUUCACUCUCUCAACCUGGCACACAACUCUCUGGACAACCAAGGUGUGUCCAGCCUGAUUCAGCAGGUCUGCCGGCUCAGCAAAGGACUGCGGCUUCUCAACCUCUCCAAGACCUCGCUCACGUCUAAAGGAAUGGCCUGUCUGUCCCAGGCCCUGAGCUCCACAGAGGAGUAUUCAAACUCACUCCUGCACCUGGACCUCAGCAAAAACCCCGGAGUGCUGUCAGGGGAGGACUGCUCGAGCCUGUAUUUGUUUCUGUCUCAGCCCAACUGCCUGGUCCACUUAGAUCUGUCAGGAACAGACUGCUGUGUGGACUCACUCUUUGGGGCUCUGCUGAGGGGCUGCUGCGCUGAUCUUUCCUUUCUCAAUCUUUCCAAAAACUCCUUCUCCCACAGGAGAGUGAAAGACACGUUGCCGCUUUUCCGUCAGUUCUUCAGCUCAGCCUUUAGUUUAACUCACGUCAGCCUGUCGUCCAUGAAGCUGCCUCUUGACGUACUCAGGGCUUUACUAACUGGGUUAACCUCCAAUCCUCAUAUCAAUGACCUUCAUCUGGACAUCAGCAGCUGUGAGCUCAGGUCUGCAGGCACCACUGUGAUCCAGGAGCUGUUCCCCCGGGUUUCCUCCGUCGCUACUCUUGAUAUCUCAGACAACAGUCUGGAUGCAGACUUGCUCACGCUGCUUCCUGCUCUCUCCAGACACCCCUCACUCAAACACCUCCAUCUGGGCAAAAACUUCAACAUCAAAAACAGGCUGCUGGAUGAAGUGCUUCAGAAGUUAGUGCAGCUCAUACAAGAAGAGGACUGUGCCCUGCAGACUCUGUCCCUCACGGACUCCAGGCUUCGAUCUCGCGGCACGGUUCUGGUUAACGCUCUCGGCAGCAACACGUGUCUGAGGAAAGUGGACCUCAGUGGGAACAACAUGGAUGACAUCGGAGCCAAGAUGUUGAGCAAAGCCUUACAAAUCAACACCACUCUGAGGAGUGUGACAUGGGAUCGCAACAACACCUCCGCAACCGGCUUUCUCGACGUGGCCAGAGCGCUCGAACAUAAUUUCACGCUGCAGUACAUGCCUCUUCCUCUAAGUGACAUCAGCCAGGCUUAUCGCAGCGCCCCCGAGAGGACAGAGCAGGCUCUAACCAAGAUCCAGCGCGCUUUAGUGAGGAACAACCAAACCCAGCGCUUUUCCCAGAGACAGGCUCUGCGGCUGCACCAGGGCCUGGUCACGAGCACCGCUGAACAGGUGAUGGAGCGGUUGUGCGUGCGCGUGCAGCAGCAGGUGUGUGUGCUGCGUGGCGUUGGCGAGAUGGAGGAGCUUCACGCUGCUAAACAAGUGUUGAAAGAGGCCAGAAACUCCCGCGCGUUGUACCCAUCACUGUGCGAGUUGGCGCAUGUGCUGUCUGUUGAUGGGCCGGUCCGGCAAAGGCUGGAUUCUUUAGCAGGAGAACUGGCCAAAGCUGCAGACAAGGAGCUGCAGGUGAUCGUGGACUCUAUGGUGUCUCUGUGCCACGAGCUGUGUCCUGCAUCGUCCACGGCGGCGGAGCGGUUGAGCCCCUCGCUGUCGUCCGUCUCUGAGCGCGUGUCCAUCCCCCGCUCCUCCAUCCGCUCUGCCCUGAUGGAGAGAGCGGCCCAGGAUGUGCACAGGGCCCUGGAGGAAGUGAAGCUCUCUGUGGUCUCGUAUCUUACCAACACCAUUGUGGACCAAAUUCUGCAGGAGCUCUAUACCACACACAAAACACUGAGUCGACAGGUGUCCCAUCUGAAGAACUGGGAGGGGGUGGGAGAGGAGGGGACAAGCUGGAGGUACAACAGACACAGAGACUCUCUGGACAUCACAGACGAGGAGCUCGGCACCAGCAUCGACACAAUAGCCAUUAAGAAGCACAGCUCACGAACAAGACGGAUACGUCCUGUCUCCACGAGACUGAGUCUGUGCGAUGACUCCAGCUCCUCUCCGCCCCCCUCUAUUCCGUCCUACUCUUCUCUGUCCCGCUCGGCCUCAUGGGAGGGUCUGUCAGAGUUACCUACACAGGGCCUGCCGCUGCAUCAUGUGACCAGAGUUCGCCCCAGGCCCCCACGAAAGCAUAAAGGAGCGCACAUGCCAUCUGAGAUUCUCUGCAGUGAAAAUGGAGGAAUAAGCCCUCUGGAUGAUGGGAUCCCAGACUUCUACACUAAAAGAAUUCUCCCAGACAGUCAGCUCUCCUCACUGCACAAAGCCCACUCACUCAGGAGAAAGAAGAGGAGAAAUAUGUUGGCCAUCUUCAACUUCAGGAAAAACCGCAGCCAAACUCAGCCGAGCCACGGUCCGGACGCAGAGGCAGAGUUUUAUGGCGACGCGUGUCACACUGUUGCCAUGGGGCCCACGGGGACAGCCACAGAGAAUGUAUACACACUCCUUCAGCCUCCCCGGUUGGGAGAGCGGGUAGGGUCUCCAGGGGAAGGGCCUGACGUUCAGAAAAAGAGCCCGACUGUUCUAAGUCCACCCCCAAUUCCUGGCUUUCCCCAUCCAGCAGGGGGCAGUAAACACCCCUUCUACUCAUCCAGAGAGCUUCAGAAAUCUGAGUCUGAUUCGGUUUUUGAACCUUUGGACGAUAUGGAUAAGUACUGGGCUAAUGACAAGCAGAGAACCUCAGAUGUGGUGCUACAGUCUGACAAAACCCACGACAGACAAUGGUACGAAGACCGGACCCAGGAGGAUUCUGGAGACGGCAAAACUGUGGACCGACUCUGGACUGAAAGGCACCUGGACCGAGCCAUUGAGCGACAGUGGACCGUGGACCGGCACACGCAACGCCAGAUUGACCGCAAGUUGGAGAGGCAGUUUGGAGCGAGCGGCCGGCCCAUAGACAGGUCCUGGUCCGAGCACAGAACAGAGCGACCGGUGCAAACGCUCAACUUGGCUCAGAGACCACUGCCCCCGUACCCCUCUGACCGCACGCCUUCCCCCAAGGACGCAGAGCAGAUAUCGCCAGACUGUUUCCACGGGCCCCAGGACAGAGUGGUGUGUCCCGGCGGAGGAGGGGGGCAGGUGGAGGUGUGGAGGAGCAGCACCGGAGGAGGAGCAGGCCCUAAGGUCCCCAAACCGGAACCACCACCACAGAGCAGCAAACCAAACCUGGCCAAGCUGAGACAGAGGUCGCGCCUGGAGAGUGCAGACGCCAUGCCAGAGGAAGAGGUUGAGAAUCAGAGAGACCCGGCCAGGACAGAAAAGAGGGAAAGAGAUAAGAGAAAAGAUUCAGAGAGUCACCCUCCACCGAUUCCUGAAAAGCCAAAGACGUCAGCAUAUGCGAGUUUUUCUAAAGACUCAGCCUUUGACAGGAGCUUACCCCCGCCUCCUGCGCCUCCCCCUGGCCACAAACCCACACAUGGAUUACCAGACAGAGCAGCCAGCCAGGGAGAUGAAGGACUCAGACCUCAGGCACCAGUCAAACCACAAAGAAGCAGGAAGGCCAUGUCCUGUGACACAGGCCCUGACAGGGAAAGCCCCAAUAGCAAUGAGAAGCCCCCAAAUCGCAAACCCCCAGUGAAAAAACCUAGACUUCCCCAAAACAGAAAUAAGUCCCUGGAACUGUCUGACAGUUUCAACUCGCCGCCCGGCCCCGGUGAGCUGUUGUGA